This is a messenger RNA of Baudoinia panamericana UAMH 10762, 1041 nucleotides long. RefSeq lists its product as uncharacterized. The transcript has a single exon. Gene Ontology annotation, molecular function: Hsp90 protein binding. Gene Ontology annotation, biological process: protein folding. Bases 1 to 1041 code for a protein of 346 amino acids. NCBI's taxonomy places the organism in Eukaryota, Fungi, Ascomycota, Dothideomycetes, Mycosphaerellales, Teratosphaeriaceae. The record is from RefSeq and is a predicted model, not a curated record.
AUGCCUCUUUUCAUGACUUCACUGGAUGACGCGGACGAAGACAACGAGCAACUUCAGGCCCUUCGUGCUCUUGCAUAUGAAGGUACCAAGGCCGAAGUAGCGGAUAACUUCCGCACCCAAGGUAACGAGUGUGUCAAGACGAAACAGUGGCGUGACGCCCGAGAUUUCUAUUCGAAGGCUAUUCAGGCACUGAAAGCACCUGAGCCUGGAAAUGUACCUGCGGAUGUGCAGGUUGUGGAGAUUGAUGAAGAGAGUGAGCGCAAGAAAGAACGUGAGAUCGAAGAGGCUUGUUACAGCAACCGUAGCUUGUGCGAGCUGAAUCUUUCUAAUUAUGGCUCUUGUCAGAGAGACUGCGCCGCGGCUUUGCGGCUCAACCCAAGGAAUGUCAAGGCUUGGUAUCGCGCAGCCUCUGCUUGUCUCGCCCUCGAUAAGAUGCCUGAAGCGGAAGAUGCGUGCUCCAGAGGUCUUGCAGUCGAGCCUUCUAAUUGUGCUUUGCAAAGCUUGCUAGCUAAGAUCAACAAGCGUAGAGACCACCUUGCGGAGCUCGAGCAAACGCGACGAGAGCGCGAUGAGAGGAGUGCUCGAGACAAGGCCACGCUGCAACGUGCGCUCAAGCAACGCAACAUCCUCGUCCGGGAUACCAAGCAAGCGCCAGACAUGGAGGAUGCCGUCAUGGGCUUGCGCGACCGGGCAGAUGCGAAUAGCUCUCUUAGCUUUCCAACCGUUCUGUUGUAUCCUAUGCAGGCACAAAGUGACUUCAUCAAAGCGUUUCAAGAAGAUGAGAGUCUUGCGCAGCACUUGAAGUACAUCUUACCUCCACCGUGGGAUGAGGGGCACGAAUAUACUUCGCAGAGCGUAGAUUGUUAUAUGGAAACGGCCAGUGGCGGCUUGAUCAAGGCUGGAAAGAAUUUGAGUCUGCUGAAGCUGUUGGAAGGCGGUAAGGUUGAAGUGACCGAUGGCUUGGUCAAGGUCAACGUUGUACCUCGCAGUAAAGCCUCGCAGUGGAUAGAUGAUGUUAAGAAGCGGCGUGGCAAGACCUGA